Anisakis simplex (herring worm) is the source of this 1866-nucleotide messenger RNA. The record is from the annotation of a GenBank genome assembly. NCBI's taxonomy places the organism in Eukaryota, Metazoa, Nematoda, Chromadorea, Rhabditida, Anisakidae.
AUGGCUCAAAUCAGUGGAUCGAAAUUAUCAAGUGAAUUGGCUGAGAUUGACGUGGAAUUAGAGAAAAUCAAUGAAGAAAUUCGAACGUUAAAAAAACGAAAACAAAUUUUGCUUGACAAGAAGCUAACGAUCGAAAGGCGUAUCGAGGAGAGAAAUGAUACGGCUAAUGAUGAUAUAUCGCACUGGGAAAGUGAUACAUUUCCAUGGUCAUCUCAGUCUUACGCUGUUCUUAAAAAUGUCUUUAAACUCGAUCAUUUCCGACCACUUCAAAGGUCAGUGAUCAAUGCGGUUUUAUCGAAGGAAGAUGCCUUGAUUAUAAUGAGCACCGGAGGCGGAAAGAGUCUUUGUUAUCAACUACCAGCUGUGUUGCUGAACGGAAUAACACUGGUCGUGUCACCACUGAUAUCGUUGAUUGAAGAUCAGUUAAUGCAGUUAUCAAAAUUAGGUAUCGAAUCAGCAACACUCAACCAAUCAACAUCUCCACAAGAAGCGACUCGAAUCCAGAAAGCUCUGAUCGAUUCCACUUCUUCGUUUCGUUUGUUGUAUGUAACUCCUGAGAAAUUGGCGAAAAGUAAGCGUAUUAUGAAUCGACUGGAGAAGUGUGCUGAAUUAGGUCGACUUAAGGUGAUUGCAAUUGAUGAAGUGCAUUGUUGUUCACAAUGGGGUCACGAUUUUCGACCAGAUUUCAAGUUUUUGAACGUUUUGAAACGUCAAUUUAAAGACGUCCCAAUUCUGGGCCUUACUGCAACCGCAACAAGCGAUGUUAUUGAUGAUGUGAAGAAUAUUCUUAGUAUUCCAGCUGCCGUCGUAUUUCGAGCCGGUUUCAAUCGUCCCAAUUUGCGUUAUGAGGUGAGGAAUAAGCCGAGCACUUCGGACGAUUUCCUGCAGCAAUUAAUAACCUUAAUAAAUAAACGUUUCCGUAGCCAAAGUGGUAUUAUUUAUUGUUAUUCUCGUAAAGAAUGUGAACAGCUCACCAAAUCUCUUCGAAUGAAUAAGAUCAAAGCUGCACAUUACCAUGCCUAUAUGGAGAGUGACCAACGAAGUCGCACGCACGAACGAUGGAUCAGUGGAGAGGUGAACGUCAUCGUAGCAACCGUUGCUUUCGGUCAUUUCUAUAGCAUGGGAAUCGAUAAAGCAGACGUUCGUUUUGUUAUUCAUCAUUCGAUGCCUAAGUCGAUGGAGAAUUAUUAUCAGGAGAGUGGUCGUGCUGGACGUGACGGCGAGAAGGCAGUAUGCGUAUUGUUUUAUCGACUAAACGAUUUGUUCCGGCAGAGUACGAUGGUUUGUACUGAGAAAACCGGAAUUAGGAAUCUGUAUUCGAUGCUCUCUUAUUGCAUACAAAGGAAAGAAUGUCGUCGGUCGUUGAUUGCUGAACAUUUCAAUGAACACUUCGACAGGUCAUUGUGCAAUGGAAUGUGUGACAUUUGUUGUACGGUCAGUGAUGUGGAUGUGGUGGAUAUUACUUCGUAUUGGCGUACCAUGUUGAGUAUUAUCGAAGAGCAGCUAGCAAUCGCGAAAAAUGAUUCAAGUGGGCGUAUAACGGGUUUGAAACUGACCGAACUAACUGCCAAGAGAGAGCGAUCGUUAACGAGGGAAUACCUCGAGAUUGUUCUGGCUCAUCUCCUCUCACUUGGAUACCUUCAAGAGGAUUUCCACUUCACUCCCUAUUCAAUCAUCAGUUAUGUGACAUCAGGUCCGAAAAGUGCUAUCCAUAAGAACGAUCACACUCACAAAAUUCUCGUCAACCUCCAGCAAUCAUCCUCCCAACAAAAUCGACCACCAAACCUCUCCACUCGCAAAAGAACUCAUAUCGAUUCAUCUGAUUCUAAUGAUGAGUCCGCCAAUGAUGAUGUUAUAUGUAUAUGA